GCGGUAGAUUGGACGACGGCUCCGAUGUCGAAUCAGAACCGGAUCUUCCCUUGAAGCGCAAACAACGCCGGAGUAGGACCACUUUCACAGCCGAACAGCUGGAAGAGUUGGAAAAGGCCUUUGAAAGGACCCACUACCCAGACAUUUACACUCGAGAAGAGCUGGCCCAGCGGACCAAGCUGACCGAGGCCCGCGUCCAGGUGUGGUUCAGCAAUCGGAGAGCCCGUUGGCGCAAGCAGGCUGGCGCCAACCAGCUGGCCGCUUUCAAUCACCUUCUGCCCGGCGGCUUCCCCCCAACCGGCAUGCCAACGUUGCCACCUUACCAGCUGCCCGAUUCGACGUAUCCGACCACCACUCUCUCCCAAGACGGAGGCAGCACCGUACACCGGCCCCAGCCUCUCCCACCUUCCACCAUGCACCAGGGGGGCCUGUCCGCAGCCACCCCCGACUCCAGCUCCGCCUACGGUGCCCGGCACAGUUUCUCCAGCUACUCGGACAGCUUCAUGAACCCCAGCGCUCCAGCCAACCACAUGAACCCCGUCAGCAACGGCCUGUCUCCACAG
Molecule: messenger RNA, 563 nt
Organism: Notechis scutatus (mainland tiger snake)
Lineage: Eukaryota; Metazoa; Chordata; Lepidosauria; Squamata; Elapidae
Source: RefSeq, a predicted model, not a curated record